Messenger RNA from Brienomyrus brachyistius, 2335 nucleotides. RefSeq names its product cocaine- and amphetamine-regulated transcript 1 (gene cart1). Gene Ontology annotation, biological process: cellular response to starvation; negative regulation of appetite; adult feeding behavior. The transcript has 3 exons. The record is from RefSeq and is a predicted model, not a curated record. Bases 1349 to 1669 code for a protein of 106 amino acids. Gene Ontology annotation, molecular function: neuropeptide hormone activity. Lineage: Eukaryota; Metazoa; Chordata; Actinopteri; Osteoglossiformes; Mormyridae.
CCCACUGGAGUGGGACUCGGGUGUGCGAUAUCUGAGUUUAUGCUGUGUUUGAAAGAUGAAGCAUUAACAUUUAAAUCUGUGGAAUUUAAUGAAAACUAUAUUAUACAUUCUUUCUGAAUCCAUUUAAAAUAGACUGCCAGCGUUGUCCCUCUACAAGUCGCCUCGUCUAUUUUUCCUUCGUGUCCCCAUUUUGUUCCUCGUUCCUACCCUCUGGCUGCGAUGCUUGAAGAAUCAGUAUUAGACACUGAGUAUCUAAUGUCCUGGCAGUGGUCGAAUCUGCCCUAGGCAUUCCUAGGUUUGGUGGAAAUCAGUCUGGAAUCUAUUACCAGUCUCCUGCUAAAGUUGUAGAUGUUUCUGAGAACUGUUCCUACAUUGGGAGGGGGGGGGUUGAUUUUAAAAGAAAAAUGAUUAAUAGUGGGUCAGGUGGGAUGGAAUCUAAUAGAAAUGUCUGUCUGUCAGGAGGUGACGCUCUGUAAGUGACGCAGAAAGGCAGCAAGGUUAACAUUGAGAGAUUGGAACAAGAUACUGGUCACCAUGUAGGGUUAGGUACACAAACGGCAAACGGAUAUGAGCACGGAAAUGAAUGCGAUUGUGUUUUAGCCAGAAAGUUAUUCAUCUUUUUUUUUUUUUUUUUUUUUUUUUGCGAAAUGUUGAAUCUUUAAAUCACCUGUGAUAUAAAGAUAUCAACAGUCAUUCACACUUUAACAGGCCUAUAUAAUUACCUUUCAAUGUAAAAAUUUUCGUCAGCUAGAAAUUAAUUCAGGGCGGGUAAACACUAAUCCUACCACUAAUUCAUAUGGACGAUUAAUCAGUCAAGGUGUGUUUUUUAAGAACAGCCAAAGAAAUCACCGCAAUCUGGGACUGUGAAGAUUUUCUGAUAAUCCGUCAAUAGAUACCGAUCGUUUCUCAACCGUGAUGAAUCUUUGACUUUAAAAUCUUAUUUAAAUAGUUUUAAUUUCCCCGGCAUCUAUUAACGUGUAUUUGAUUUGGUCUGACAGAAUCAAGUACUUUGUCAGGGUCGGGGGAAAAAAGUUUUAAAUAACUAUAACUAUUAUCUUGGGGGGAAAUUAAGUUGAAAUUUUCAUCGAAACGGAAGUCAAUAUUAUGUUCAUGGGAAGAUUGCAUUUUUAACCCCUACAUAAAACUAACACAGCUUGGUUUUGAGAACUGAACUUGUAUUUGGCCUUAGAAAGCAGGUCACCAGUGAUAAAUCAACAUUAUUAAUAUUGAAUCGGCUGAUGUCAGUACCUACAGUAUAAAAUGGAUUUCUUCAGGGUCGGGGCAAUGAGCUGAGGGAAGAGUCCGCGCUACGACCCUUCUUCUCGUGGGUUCAGCGUUUGUUAGCACCAUGGUCAUCGGACGGCUCAGACUUCUGGGUGUCAUCAGCUCCCUUCUUUUUCUUCUGGUUAAUUGUGACGAGUCGCUGGAAAUGCGCUCCCCGGAGAACCCGGACAAGACUCAAGAAGAGAAAGAGCUGAUUGAAGCUUUGCAGGAAGUCCUAGAAAAACUGAAGAAUAAGCGACUGCCGUCAGCCGAGAAGAAAUUAGGCUGGGUUCCAUCGUGCGAUGCAGGCGAGCAGUGUGCAGUGCGCAAGGGUGCGAGGAUCGGGAAGCUGUGCAACUGUCCGCGAGGGACCUCCUGCAACUUCUCCAUCUUGAAGUGCUUGUAGAAAAAAUAAUACAGAAACAAUAAACUGGGUUUGUUUACUCUAUUGUGCAUUGCAGUAAAUUAAAACAUAUCGUUGUCAUUUAUUCCCUUUCUGGGGCAUCUGAUGUUAAAUUGUCUGAAUACCUUCAAACAGAUUUCAUCGUUGGAAGUCGAUUCAGGAUCAACAUUUGUAGCGCUGUGAAUUUUGUACCAAUAUCAAAACACUCUAUUUACAGCUUACGGGGGCUAAGCUCACUUAAAUGACCCUUUAUGGAAUAUAUUGUUAGUGGCUUAGCGUAAGUUCAUGAGCUACACCUCAUUUCAGCAUGCCUCAGGUUACAGAUGCAUGCUUUAUAUGGCAGUAUAAGACUCCCCGUCUAUGCUUGUAUAAUCGCACAGGUAAUUUUUAGGCAUGUCGCCCUAAUUUGUCACUGUCUCCCAAAUUCAUUCUCCCUUUUAUGUUCCCCGCUUAAUCGCAACACAAAUUUAUAAUUUAAUGCUUGCUUAGCUUAUGUGUUAUGUGAAAUAUCACGUCAUUUUAGAAUAUGGUAAUUAGGGGGUAUAUAUAUAUAUAUAUAUCCUUCCUUUGCAGAAAAAAAGGUUGCGGAAAACUGUAUUGUAAAGGUAGGUACUUUCAAGUUUGUUUAUGUACAUAAUUUGCUAUUUAAUAAAAAAAGAUGUUCCUGUU